Brassica oleracea var. oleracea is the source of this 1846-nucleotide messenger RNA. Its product is annotated as pentatricopeptide repeat-containing protein At1g66345, mitochondrial. The record is from RefSeq and is a predicted model, not a curated record. The transcript is spliced from 2 exons. Gene Ontology annotation, molecular function: protein binding. Lineage: Eukaryota; Viridiplantae; Streptophyta; Magnoliopsida; Brassicales; Brassicaceae. Bases 53 to 1672 code for a protein of 539 amino acids.
UCCAAUGCCUAACAAAACAUAACCGCUAACCAGUCUUUCCUCCUCGUCUCUCAUGCGUCACUUAGGAGAACAACAAUGGCGUUUCUUCACACUGAUCCCGAAACGAUCUCCAAUACGCAUCCUUGGCUACUUCUCCUCCCACUCCAAACCCGAUCCAGUCUCCAAAGAACAACAACAGCUCCUCGUCGACGCCAUCUCUGAAUCGCUACAAAACCGCGAUAACUGGGACACUCUCUCCACCAAAUUCUCCUCCGCCAAUCUCUCCGACUCUCUCGUCGAUCAAAUCCUCCUCCGCUUCAAACAACCCGAAACCGCCAAACGCGCCCUAACCUUCUUCCACUGGUCCUCCCACGCUCGAAACCUCCGCCACGGAGUCUCCUCUUACGCCGUCGCCAUUCACAUCCUCGUCAAAGCUCGAUUACUCAUCGACGCUCGAGCUCUAAUCGAAUCUUCUCUCUUAAACUCAUCUCCCGAUUCCGAUCUGCUCGAUUCCUUGCUAGACACUUACGAGGUCUCUUGCUCUACUCCUCUCGCGUUCGAUCUGCUCGUUCAGGGCUACGCUAAGCUUAGAUUGCUGGAAUCUGGAUUCGACGUUUUCAAGAACCUAACCGAUCGUGGAUUCUCGCUAAGUGUAAUCACUCUCAACACUUUGAUCCAUGUUGCUGCGAAAUCGAAUCGGAGCGAUCUCGUUUGGAGAAUCUACGAGGUGGCGAUCGAUAAGAGACUUUACCCGAACGAGACGACGGUUCAGAUCAUGAUCAGUGCGUUGUGCAAAGAAGGGAAGUUAAAAGAGAUUGUAGGUUUGUUGGAUAAGAUUCAUGGUAAGAGAUGUUCUCCUCCAGUGAUUGUUAACACGAGCUUGGCUCUCAAGGUUUUAGAAGAGAAUCGUAUCCAUGAAGGUAUGAGUUUGUUGAAGAGAUUGCUGCAGAAGAAUAUGGUUUUAGAUACGAUUGGUUACUCUCUCGCUGUGUACGCGAGAACGAAGCAAGGCGAUUUGGUGUCCGCACGGCAAGUGUUCGAUGAAAUGCUUCAAAGAGGUUUCGACUCCAAUGCUUUCGUUUACACGGCUUUCGUCAAAGUGUAUUCCGAGAUGGGUGAUAUUGACGAAGCAGAGAAGUUGAUCGCUGAGAUGGAGAGCUCUGGAAUCGAUCCGUAUGAAGAAACUUUUAACUCUCUCAUCGUUGGUUGUGCAAAAUUCGGAAGAGAAGGAGAAAGCUUGAAGUAUUGCGAGAUGAUGGUCGCGAGAGGACUUCUUCCUAGUUGUUGGGCGUUCAAUGAGAUGGUUGAGAGGCUAAGCAAGAUUGAGAGCGUGAAACUUGCAAACGAAAUCCUGACAAAGUCGAUUGAGAAAGGGUUUGUGCCUGAUGAACAUACAUACUCUCAUCUGAUUCAAGGGUUUGUUAAAGGAAACGAUAUCGAACAAGCUCUCAAAAUGUUCUACGAGAUGGAGUACCGAAACAUCUCACCGGGUUUCGAGGUGUUUAGGUCACUGAUAGUGGGGCUUUGCUCUUGUGGAAAAGUGGAAGGCGGCGAGAAGUACUUCAGAAUUAUGAAGAGGAGGCUGAUACAGCCUGAUGCAGAGAUAUAUGAGGCGUUGAUUAAGGCAUUCCAAAAAACAGACAAUAAAACGAAUGCGGAUAGGGUUUAUGAUGAAAUGAUAUCAAUAAGAUGAUUCAAACUCGGUGGCUAAGCUUGUUUGUAGCUUCAUUUGGAAUUAUCACUGAUUUUUUGCAAGUUUAAUCAUGCGUUUAAUCAUGCGCCAGUUAUCCAACUAUCGUGUAAUAAGUUUUGAUUGUUACACGCAUAGAUAAAUCUAUUACACAUUUUGUCUGUAAAAUUUAUAAUU